Molecule: messenger RNA, 1612 nt
Organism: Xyrauchen texanus (razorback sucker)
Lineage: Eukaryota; Metazoa; Chordata; Actinopteri; Cypriniformes; Catostomidae
Product: DNA-directed RNA polymerase III subunit RPC4-like
Exons: 9
Coding region: 135-1322 (395 amino acids)
Biological process (GO): transcription by RNA polymerase III
Cellular component (GO): RNA polymerase III complex
Molecular function (GO): DNA binding
Source: RefSeq, a predicted model, not a curated record
GAACCCCGCCCUGAAAGGACUUCAUCAUUAAAAUAUCAAUUUAGUCUUGAACUGAAUAUUAGUUUGGUUUCUUUUGCAAGUCUGUGGUUGACGACAAUCCAAACCCAGAGUCAGCGCGCUGUGCAUUAGGAAGAAUGGACGUGUCAGGCUCUGGAGACUCCAGCGGGCCUCCACAGACACCUGCAGGGGGAGGCAGAGGUUUACCUGUGGGUCGCAGGCUGCCUACAUCCAUCACUACAGGACGCCUGCCCAUGAUGCGCUCUAGAGACCUCACUUUAGGGGGUGUGAAAAAGAAAACCUUCACCCCCAAUAUUAUUGGUCGAAAAUCUAAAGAGGAUUUGAAAAUUGAUGAGAGACAGAGACGAGAUAAGAAAGAUGUAGAUCGAGGCAGACAGCGGGAUGUGCGGGGAAGAGGCCGGGGUCGUCCUGAGGUCAUCCAGUCACAUUCAAUUUUUGAGCAGGGUCCAGCAGAGAUGAUGGCUAAGAGAAAAGGUUUAUAUGAUGAUGCCAGAGAAACACCAAGCAGUGGCCCUUCACCAAUCAUCAACAUCAAAAAGGAGCGCGAGACAGAAGAAGAGACUAAAGAAAUUCUGCGCAAACUUGAGAAGGAAAAGUUUCUUGAUGACCCUAACCUGAAAAGUGAAAGGGAAAGCUGUCCUGUGCAGCUGCCACUGGCUGUGUCUGGCUGGGUCUUCAAAGAGGAGUUUAGUGAAGAGACUGAGGACAUUGACUUCAAAUCAGAGAAGAACUCCUCAGAUACUGAAUUAAUGAACACUGACAGCACUGGAGCUGAAGUGAAGGUCAAGCAGGAGCCUUUGGAUGUUCCUGAACAAAAGAAGGUGGAGCCUUUAUUCAGACUGCCACCCUUGCCCGAGCCUGAUCUGCUGCCUGAUUUAUUGGAGGUGUGGAAUCACUGUAAAGAGGAGGAGCUUCUAUUCAUGCAGCUGCCUGAUUCUCUGCCUGGGCAACCACCCACCAGUGAUGCACGGCCCACCAAAACAGAGGUGCAGUCAAGUGAUGGACAGGCAAUGAUGCAAAAGACUGAGACACAGGAGGAGUCACAAGAAGAGAACAGCUGUUGUCUUAAGGAACUGCAGGAGGGUUUGGUGGGGAAGAUGCUGGUUCGGAAAUCUGGCAAAGUGCAACUUAUUCUGGGUAACAUAACCCUGGAUGUGGCCCUCGGAACCCCCUGUGCUUUCCUCCAGGAAUUGGUAUUAGUAAAUGCAGAGGGCAGAAGGGGAGAGAUGUCUGUACUGGGCCACAUUAAACACAAGUUAGUGUGUUCACCUGACUUCCAGGCUCUUCUAGAGAACCGAGCUUAAGGAGCUGCAGCUGGAACUGCCAACAUUUCACUUGAAAUAAUCUCUGGUGUUCAGAGCAGUUUAUAUCCAUUUGUGAGACAAAAUUCUCAUAUACUGUCACAGAUGGAAAACAUUGAGCGAAUGAAUGAAAAUAAUUUAUUCUAUAUAUGGAAGUUUAUUUGAAGAAUUUACAAAUGAAGUCGCAUUCAAGUGGGCUGUAAAUGAGACACUAUCACACAUGUAAAUAUUAUGGGUCAGUAUAAAAAGUUUGUAAAAAAAAAAUCCUGAUUUGAGUGUGAAACAUUGUUAAU